AUGGCGGACUGGUCAAAGCUCUCGAUAGAUAUCUCAAGUCUAAUUCAUGGUGAACUCUCCGUUCUUGAUUGCAUACGUGUCGGAGCCGUUUGCAAGCAAUGGAACUUUGCCUGCAAGUUAAAGUACCAUUGUCCUACGAAGAAGCCACAAUCCCCUUGGCUGGUGUUGCCUGGUGAGUGCGAUACCACCACCAUCAAGUUCUUUUCUAUUCUCGAGAAGAAGACAUACAAGAUUCCAUGCCCGGAACCUAUGAUCCAUCGAAGGGUCUAUAUUGGUUCUGGUCACGGUUGGCUGGUCACCGUGGAUGACAUCUGCAACAUGCACCUUCUAAAUCCACUCACCGGUGCCCAGAUUCCGCUCCCUCCGGUGACGACCUUACCUUUCGUCAGCGCUCGCCACAAUUCCCACGGACAGAUCAUCGAGUUUGUCGUGGAAGUACCAUACGGGGCUAACAUAAUCUCGACAUUGGUGUUCUCCUUCGAGCGCAUGCGGUGCAUCUUCUUCCAGAAGGCAGUACUCUCUGCAGCUCCUGAUGUAGACGACAAUUGCUUGAUCAUGAUGAUUUGCAAUAACUGGAAACAUCUGGUCGUUGGUCGAGCUAGAGGCGAGGCUUGGAAGUGCAUAAGCUUGUAUCAUCACUACACUAACAUCAUUCAUCGCAAAGGCAAGUUCCACUCGAUCAGUGACACUGGAAUAGUUGAGGUAUGGGAGCACGAUGGAUCGAUCUUGAGGCCUCGGAUCAUCGGCUCAAAAAUUCGAUAUUUUUUGAAUCAGUUCAUGCAUUACUUGGUCGAGUCGCUAGACGGUAAUCUACUGUUGAUCGUUAGGGCCCAAGAAGACAUCAAACCUUCUGACAACUUUCUAGUGUUUUCUCUAGACGAGAAAGAACACAAGUGGAAGAAGGUGAGCGACUUACAUGAGCAAACAUUGUUCUUGGGAUACAACCACUCUAUGUGCCUCUCGGCUACAAACUUUCCAGAGUUGCAACACAAUUGUAUCUACUCUACUAAUAACAAACUUAUGUACUAUCAACAUGGAAGUCAUGACAUGGAAAUAUUUUACUUGAAGGAGAAGAAAACACAACAAAUAUAUCAACUUGAACGUCAAUUGAAUUGGCCUCCUCCUAUUUGGUUGACUCCGAGUCUGUCUUGA
Molecule: messenger RNA, 1152 nt
Organism: Musa acuminata AAA Group (dessert banana)
Lineage: Eukaryota; Viridiplantae; Streptophyta; Magnoliopsida; Zingiberales; Musaceae
Product: F-box protein KIB4-like
Exons: 1
Coding region: 1-1152 (383 amino acids)
Molecular function (GO): protein binding
Source: RefSeq, a predicted model, not a curated record